AUGAACUCUGAUCCUUUAAGAAUGAGCUUCAAGCUCUCAUUCCAUGAUGAGCCAGUGAGCAGUGAGCUUGAACAAAUACUGACAGAUACUGAAGCACCAUACUUUAAGAGAAUCCGUUCAGCUUCUUGGCUUGAACUGAAAUUUCUUUUCCAGCUUGCAGCUCCGGCUGUGAUAGUUUACUUGCUCAAUAAUGUUGUUUCCAUGUCUACUCAGAUCUUUUGUGGUCAUCUUGGAAACCUUGAGCUUGCUGCUGUCUCUCUUGGUAACACUGGUAUCCAAGUUUUUGCCUAUGGCCUUAUGGGAAUAUGGUCAGGCAUGUUAGGUGGCACCCUUCUGCAGACUAUAAUUCUUUUGUGGGUUACUUUGAGAACAGAUUGGAAUAAAGAGGUGGAGAGUGCCAAAAACCGGUUGAGUGCAUGGGAUGACAAAAAGCAGCCUCUUCUGCUGGAAUAG
Molecule: messenger RNA, 453 nt
Organism: Dovyalis caffra
Lineage: Eukaryota; Viridiplantae; Streptophyta; Magnoliopsida; Malpighiales; Salicaceae
Source: the annotation of a GenBank genome assembly